Molecule: messenger RNA, 621 nt
Organism: Vanrija pseudolonga
Lineage: Eukaryota; Fungi; Basidiomycota; Tremellomycetes; Trichosporonales; Trichosporonaceae
Exons: 3
Coding region: 1-621 (206 amino acids)
Source: RefSeq, a predicted model, not a curated record
AUGCCCAAUACACACGAUCAGCCAGUUCGGGCGCCUGCGACUCCCACCGCUAGGCAGCAAGUUAUGGACGAACUCUUCGCCGCUGUUCAAUCCGCCGUCCAAGAGCGCCCUGUCGAUGAAGAUCUUGCCGUCCGCAAGCAGCGCCAUGUCGCCAUCAAGGCACUCAUCAGGGCAGUCGACUACGUUACGCAAUCCACCGAAAGCUCUCGAUACGACAACCCUCGUGAAGGUCUGUUCGGCAACAUCGAUGACCACGACCGUGUAUCAGAGCUUGCACCGGAGUUUGUGCCCAUCUUCCUCGAGUUCCACAACGCCAUUGUUCAGAACUGUCUCCAUGUCAACAACUCCGCCGCCGCCUCCCUCGUUGUGUGCUGUCGUCGCAUGCUGAAGGGCUUUCAAGACUUCAAGGCGGAACCAACCCCCGCGUCACUCAGCCGGCUCCGAAUGGAGCUGAUUCUGAGCCAGAUGGCUCACAACCGCACCAUCAUAGCCCUCCUCCGCAACGAUCAGAAGACCCGGGCGACGGCGUUCACCAAUCUUGCCCUCAACCUUGGCGUCACCGUUUUAGUCGACGACGACGGACAUUUUACUGUUGACCCCGACGCGUGGGUCACCGAGUGA